Molecule: messenger RNA, 771 nt
Organism: Caenorhabditis briggsae
Lineage: Eukaryota; Metazoa; Nematoda; Chromadorea; Rhabditida; Rhabditidae
Exons: 4
Coding region: 1-771 (256 amino acids)
Source: RefSeq, a predicted model, not a curated record
AUGGUAGCAUUCAACAAGAUUUUCAAAUUUGCCGACGUAUCAAUCUGUGAUAUGUGGACACUUUCUCAAAAAUCCGAGGAGAAUGAGAAACUGAUUAAGGAGUACGCUAAGGACAAGAACGUCAUUAUGAGCAUUACAAUCAAGCAAGAACCAAAACUCGAAAUUCUAUUUCCCAAGUCAUCCAAAAAGUUCACUAUGAAGUUUAGAGCAGUGAAUCAUAUGAAUUUCUCGCAUUUCUCAAUUAACCCAGAAAAUUGUAAAAAAUCCAUGAUCUACUGUCCAAAACGAGACGAGCUUCUUUUCGAAGCAAAAACCUUGGAAAAAUGUCGGUAUAUUGAGCUUUUCAUUGACUUUUUCUCCAUAAAAUCGGUCAACUUUAAAGUCAUGAAGUUUGAUGAUGGUUGUAAGUAUGAGAACGAAGAGAAAGCAGCGUCAAUUUUUGAGCUUCUCCGUUUCUGCCCACUUGGGUUUGAAACGUUGGCAGACAUUGUUCGUGGUGACAGAAACAUUGAAAUGAAAACUUCUGAACUCACAAAGUUAGACAUUGCAAAUUUAAUUGCGAUUUGGGUAGACUAUGGGGUGGUUCGUAAUUUUAAAGUCAGUGGAAUGAAUGGAGUUUUGCUGUGUGACCUGAUAAAAUAUACUCAUUGGCCCAUGUGUACCAAAAACAACAACAAAUCCGUUGAUGUUGUACGCAAGGACCAUGUGGCAGCGAGGAUCGAGCUUUCCCGUGAAGAAUUCAAAAUCACUCCACUUCAUAAAUAUCGUUAA